CCCGAAACAAUUCACAGGCACAGUUAUCACUAAGCCCAAACCCAUCUCACUCACUCUCGUUCUCCGCCAAUCUCUGAAGCAGCUUCUUCGUCAAUGGCUUCCCUUCUCAACACAGUGUCAUCAGUCAGACUCUCCAACGCCAGGACCACUCCGCGUUUCCUUCCCCCGAUUUCUCUUUCUCUCCACAGGAGGAGACUUGUGGUUAGGGCUGCUGAGACUGAUGCAAAUGAAGCCGUGAAGUCUGAGGCACCGGAUAAGGCACCGGCCGGCAGUGGUUCGAACUUCAAUCAGCUUCUCGGCAUUAAAGGAGCUGCCAAAGAAACGAAUAAAUGGAAGAUUCGUCUUCAACUUACAAAGCCUGUUACUUGGCCCCCGUUGGUUUGGGGAGUGGUUUGUGGAGCUGCUGCUUCUGGGAACUUCCACUGGAAUUUGGAGGAUGUUGCCAAAUCAAUUGUUUGCAUGAUUAUGUCUGGCCCAUGUCUCACUGGCUAUACACAGACACUCAAUGAUUGGUAUGAUCGAGAGAUUGAUGCAAUUAAUGAACCUUAUCGUCCUAUUCCUUCAGGGGCAAUAUCCGAAAAUGAGGUUAUUACUCAAAUCUGGUUGCUUCUGCUUGGAGGUCUUGGCUUGGCUGGUUUGUUAGAUGUUUGGGCAGGGCAUGACUUUCCUAUAGUUUUUUACCUUGCUCUGGGUGGAUCUUUGCUGUCUUACAUAUACUCUGCUCCGCCUUUAAAGCUCAAACAGAAUGGGUGGAUUGGAAAUUUUGCUCUAGGAGCUAGCUAUAUUAGUUUGCCAUGGUGGGCUGGUCAAGCUUUGUUUGGGACUCUUAAUCCUGAUAUAAUUGUUCUCACCCUCUUGUACAGCAUAGCUGGGCUGGGCAUCGCCAUUGUAAAUGACUUUAAAAGUGUUGAAGGAGAUAGAGCAUUGGGACUUCAGUCCCUACCGGUGGCAUUUGGUGCUGAAACUGCUAAAUGGAUUUGUGUGGGUGCUAUUGACAUCACUCAGUUAUCAGUGGCUGGGUAUCUACUAGGGGCUGGUAAACCAUAUUAUGCCUUAGCCCUUGUUGGUUUGAUAAUUCCACAAGUUAUUUUCCAGUUCCAAUACUUUCUCAAAGAUCCCGUCAAGUACGAUGUCAAAUAUCAGGCUAGCGCACAGCCAUUUCUUGUGCUUGGUCUUUUGGUGACGGCUCUGGCAACUAGCCAUUGAUUCACGUGGCAACUACCAUAUGAAGCAAGGAGAGAAUGCGUACGGUGGCAGACUGAAUAUCCACUGUUGCACACCUAGUAUGCCACGUGUCACGGCCUCUGCUACACAUGUAUGUUAAUAACGUGCCAAAUUUUCCUUUUUCCUCAUUGCCUUAAUCUAAAUCCAUGUCGGCCGGUUAUUUCCACCGUUCUCUUCACUUUUUUUUUGGGUCACUCUUUUAGAAUAGUAGAGUCCAAAGCCAUAAAAUAGCAUCGUAAAUUUGGGGUAUUCAGUGGACUGUUGAGCUUGCGGGUCCCUUUUUCUCGUAUUGCUUGCAUGUCCCAUUCUCAGGCGCCAUAUAUAUAUUCAAGGGAAGAAACGGAAAAACAUGCCCCCUAUGUUUGGCUGCUUUCCCAUUUGCUUAAUGUUUGUUAGUAAUAAAAUUAGAAGGUAACUAGUGGGAUUGUAAAGCUCUAUUAUUAUCCUGGCAAGGCCUAACAGAGUUGUAAAAACUAAAAAUAGAAUCAUGCAAACAUCUAUUUGUUUAAUUUUCCUAUUAUUUGUGGUC
This is a messenger RNA of Vitis riparia (riverbank grape), 1753 nucleotides long. Its product is annotated as chlorophyll synthase, chloroplastic. Bases 94 to 1206 code for a protein of 370 amino acids. Lineage: Eukaryota; Viridiplantae; Streptophyta; Magnoliopsida; Vitales; Vitaceae. The record is from RefSeq and is a predicted model, not a curated record. Gene Ontology annotation, molecular function: chlorophyll synthetase activity. Gene Ontology annotation, biological process: chlorophyll biosynthetic process. The transcript has 15 exons. Gene Ontology annotation, cellular component: membrane.